GAAUCCUUUUGACUUCGAUUUUUGUGCUGUUUCGUACAUGAGCUAUAUGUAUCUAUAUAUAUAUAUAUCAUCGUGCCCAUCACUCUGCCAGUAGUGUUUGCCCUCGAUCUGCCUGAAACUAAUAAUAUCUCUGGAAGAAACUAAAAACAUUUAAUGCCAUGGGAAGAACACCGUGCUGUGACAAAAAUGGACUCAAGAAAGGGCCAUGGACGCCGGAAGAAGACCAGAAGCUUAUCGAUUAUAUUCAGAAACAUGGAUAUGGUAGCUGGAGAACUCUUCCCAAGAAUGCUGGGUUGCAGAGGUGCGGAAAGAGCUGUCGUCUCCGGUGGACGAAUUAUCUCCGGCCGGACAUAAAAAGAGGGAGAUUUUCAUUUGAGGAAGAAGAGACAAUUAUUCAGCUCCACAGUAUACUCGGAAACAAGUGGUCGGCGAUUGCGGCGAGGCUGCCGGGAAGGACGGACAACGAGAUAAAGAACUACUGGAACACACACAUAAGGAAAAGGCUUCUGCGAAUGGGGAUCGAUCCAGUCACCCACACCCCUCGUCUCGACCUCCUCGACCUCUCCGCCAUUCUCAACUCUAAUAAUAUUCCGACAGGAUCAUCAGGACCGAUGAAUUUCUCCACCUUGUUAGGGCUGCAGCCUCUGAUCGAUCCUCAGUUGAUUCGCCUCGUUUCGUCCCUGCUGUCCUCACAAAAUCAGGGUUUUCAGACAAUUGCCGAUGGUAAUAAUCAUCUUCCCCAAUCUUCGAUCCAGUUGCCCUCGCAAAUUCAAGCUCCUGGGCAGGAUAAUUUAUCAGCGCCAUACGACGUCGUUCCGCCGGAGAAUCUCGACGGGCAGAAUUACGGGGAAUGGCAGCAAAGCGCUGACCAGUCGAUGCUUUCUUCUCUUACAGAAGAUUACCUGCAAAUACCUAACAACGGCGGCUACUACGCGUCGGACCAGUCCGCCGUCGGUGGCGGCGCGCCUUCGUCGGAGACGACGACUUUUCAAUCUAAUUACGGCGGCGCCGGCGCCGGCGGUGGUGGAAAUUUUAGCUUUCAAUCUGGUUUGUCGAAUAUAUCUACGCCAUCGUCGAGUCCAACGCCGUUGCAUUCGAAUUCGAAUAAUAACAAUGUUUACAGCACGAGCAGCAGCAGCAGCAGCGCCGAGGACGAGAGGGAAAGCUAUUACAGCAACAUUUUGAAGUUUCAACUUUCAGACAUCAUAGACGUUAACGAUUUCAUGUAAUUAAUUUCCUCAUGUCGUCGUCGUCAAGAUCUGUGUAAGGUGAUACGGAUCUGUAGACUGCAUUCUGUUUGUUUCUGUUUUUAAUUUUCAGGUCACAUACGUGUCUUGUAAGGAUCAAUAUAAUUUCAGUAGAAGUAAUUAGAUUAACUUUGCUUAAUUAAAUCAGUUUAUUUCUUCUUCCAUGGCUUUCCGA
Andrographis paniculata is the source of this 1422-nucleotide messenger RNA. RefSeq names its product transcription factor MYB41. The coding region runs from base 159 to 1229 and encodes 356 amino acids. The record is from RefSeq and is a predicted model, not a curated record. NCBI's taxonomy places the organism in Eukaryota, Viridiplantae, Streptophyta, Magnoliopsida, Lamiales, Acanthaceae. The transcript has 3 exons.